Molecule: messenger RNA, 2559 nt
Organism: Cercospora beticola
Lineage: Eukaryota; Fungi; Ascomycota; Dothideomycetes; Mycosphaerellales; Mycosphaerellaceae
Source: RefSeq, a predicted model, not a curated record
UGUUUACUGCCGACGACAAGAAACCUUCUUCUCGUCAGUCGCCGCGAACAACACUUGUUCCCACCAGCACCCCGUGCGCCCAUCCAUACACCAUCCAUCCCCGCCCAUAGCAGUCCUCGCCGUCGUCGCCGUCCUCGCGACUAUCGACAGCGACUCGCUCCAAACUCUACACUUCUCCGUCCCGCGCCUGGCGCAGACCCGUUGGCCGGCCAUGGACGACCAGCAAUAUCUCGAGCCGGACUUCGACCCGUCGACUCUGACUGUCCCACGAUUGCGAUCCAUUCUCGUCCAACACAAUGUCAACUAUCCUUCGUCAGCCAAGAAAGCACAAUUGAUUGAGCUGUUCAACAGCGAAGUCGUCCCCCAGGCUCGCAAGAUCCGAACCGCGGCCGCGCGCGUCAAGCGUACGAGCAGGGGCAUCGAGGAUAUCACCACGGGUCGAAGAGGAACAGGCGCCGGCGACGACGAAAUACCUCCGACUCCUGCAUCCGUACGAAGCAGCAGGCGCACGACGAGAGCGCGGACAGAGGAAGCUCAAGAGGUCGAGCCAACGCCGAGGAACGCGAGACACAGCACGGCGCCUCCAGAAAGUGUGCCGCGAACAGUAUCUGGCAAGCACGCCCGACCAGUCGAGACCGUGGUGGAGGAAGAGGUAGAGCCAACGCCCAAGCGAAGCUCCACUUCAAGAGCACGAUCGAGAGUGAGUGCCGCUACUCCGGUCGCAGUCAGAGAGGAAGCAGAAUCCAGCCCUUUCUCGAACGAGAAUGUUUUCCAAUCAGGCGGCUCUCCGCCCGUUGCCAGAGUCACAGACACCGAGCGUCGGCGAACGACACUGGGUGCAGCGCGAUCAACGAGCGCAGUGCGUGACCUCGAGCGUCGUCAUCGCGAGCUACGGAGGCGAACAGACACUGUUGGCGUUGUGAAGCCGCAAACAGACGGCGCUAUUGUGCCGUCACGAAGAACAUUCGAAGUGCCGGUGACGAAGCAAGAGGAUGUCGAGAUCACGGAAGAGUUCACACCAGAAGAAGAACAGCAACUCGUGCAAGCACAGAUGUCGGGCGAGCUAGUCCCAACGCGUCGGCAGACCUCACGACCAGGCGGUGCAGCGAAACGCGGGCUAGGCGCAUUCGUUCUUGUGAUGGCAACAGCGGCGUCUGGACUCUGGCGGCAGGAGAAGCUGAACGUGGGAUAUUGCGGAGUUGGUCAACCAUCGACUGAGAUCGGAGGCGUCGAGAUUCCUCCUUGGGCAGACGUGAUUCGACCACAAUGCGAGCCAUGCCCUCCACAUGCCUACUGCGGCGAGAACCUCGAGACGACUUGCGAGACCGGCUUUGUACUGACGCACCACCCCCUCUCACUCAACGGCGCACUCCCGAUUGCACCGACAUGCGAACCGGACAGCGCAAAAGCCCGCAAGGUCGAAGCAGUGAAGCAACGCGCAGUCGAAGCACUUCGAGAACAGAACGCGCGCUACGAAUGCGGCGAGGCAUCAGAGCCAGAACUCAAAGAGACAGCACUGAAAGCUGCCAUUGCGACUAAGCGCCGCAAAGGCAUGAGCAACGACGAAUUCGAGGACCUUUGGGCCGCAGCAAUUGGGGAAAUCAGCAACUCAGACGAGAUCGUGUCUGGAUCAGACGGAUUCUCCGCCUCGCCAGCUCCAACACCGAAUCCACCCUCCGAUCCACUUCCCUCGCCGCCCUCCCCCUCGCAUGCGCAAUCCGACGAUCGCUACGCGAAACUCUUAGACGAUAUCUUUGGCAACUUAUAGGUGUUCUUCUUGUCCUCACGAGCGGAGGCUAUGGACGAUAUAGAAUCACUUCCGGUAACGAAACGGAGAAGCGUGCGAAGCAGCUCGCGACUCUCGCGUUGGAGAAGCUGAGCUAUCAAGCUGCGCUGAAUGCGACUGAGCCGGAUGUGUACAAAGAGAACUACAUGAGUGUCGCGCAGUUGAGAGAUGAUGUGCUGCGAGAGGAGUUCUCAGCGAACCGGAGAAAGGUUUUGUGGCAGAGAGUGCAGGCUCUGGUGGAGAGCAAUUCGAACGUGAGGCCUAUGGUCCGAGAGGGCAGGACAGGAGAUGUUGGGCGGGUGUGGGAGUGGGUUGGCGCAGUGGGGCUGCUGGAGAGUCCGGAGGCAGGACUUGGUGUCUCGGGAGGCAAUAGGAGGAAGAGCGGCAGAGUGAGCUUUGCUCCGCUUGAAGGGGACGAGAGCAUGGACAACGGGAGUCUGGUGAAGAGGGAUGAUGUCAAGACAAGCAAGUGGGAGGAGGGCAGAGGGACGUACUACUGAUGGCUGGAUUCUGUUCACGAGCUGCAUUCUAGGGAUGUGACGAGAUUGAUGGGCGGUGCGAAGCGUGUCGCUUUUCGCACCUUUUCAUGGCGGCGCUGCAACACGUAGUGUGUGGACUUUUCGUUGUCUCAAAAGAGAGACCCUUCUUCCAAUGUUUCGUUUGACACUUGGUGUACGAUUACGAGCCCAUGGGCAAUGCAUGGGAACACUUCUUCAGUUGCACGAAUCGUUAGAAAUUGAUGCCUACUUUCUGCGCAACAAAUAAUACCCCAC